Messenger RNA from Carya illinoinensis, 2625 nucleotides. Its product is annotated as ATP-dependent zinc metalloprotease FTSH 6, chloroplastic. Gene Ontology annotation, biological process: proteolysis. Lineage: Eukaryota; Viridiplantae; Streptophyta; Magnoliopsida; Fagales; Juglandaceae. The transcript is spliced from 5 exons. The record is from RefSeq and is a predicted model, not a curated record. The coding region runs from base 579 to 2384 and encodes 601 amino acids. Gene Ontology annotation, molecular function: ATP-dependent peptidase activity; ATP hydrolysis activity; ATP binding. Gene Ontology annotation, cellular component: membrane; chloroplast thylakoid.
AUCUUUGUUUUGGGCCUUUUUCCAUCUGCGCAUCAUCUGCAUAGAAAUUUCAAGAAUUCCAACUCUUUCUUGCUCUGUUUCAGCUGCAAAAUCACAUAACAGCACCAUUCUAGAUCCUUCAUGAAUCAAAUGGAAAAUCAGACGACAAGUGCCACUCAAAAACAGACGCCAAAUGGAAGCGCUGGAAACCUCCCUUUAUCUCCCUUAUUUAUACUCUUUGACAUUCCCCCCGAAACUAAAAUCAAACAACCAUUUGCUUAAUCCAGAGAGAAAAAAGAAGUCUUAAACUUGUGUACUGCCCAAUACAGCACCUAUUUUGAUCAUAGAAAAUGUCACCAGCUUUAUCUUUAUCUCUUUCACACCCCCCAAUCUGCAAAUCUCGGGACCAUUAAAAGGACAAGCACCUUCCCAAAAGUACUUGUAGAGAAAACCCAUGUUACAAAACACCUUCAGGCACCAAGCUCAGCAAGAGAAAGCUAUUAAAUUCCUUUGCUUUGGGGCUUAUAGGGGCAGGCGUCUCCAUUUCUCAGCCAGCAAGAGCUGAACCGGGGAGCCCUGUUGAAUCCACUUCAAAUAGAAUGUCAUAUUCGAGAUUUUUGCAGUAUCUGGAUGAAGGGGCUGUAAGGAAGGUGGAUCUGUUUGAGAAUGGCGCUGCUGCGAUCGCCGAGAUCUUCAACCCAGCACUAGACAAAAUCCAGAGGGUCAAAAUUCAGUUACCCAGAUUGCCACCAGAAUUGCUGAGGAAAAUGAAAGAGAAGAAUGUAGACUUUGCAGCUCAACCAAUGGAAGUAAACUGGUGGCCUGCAGUACUCGAUUUGUUGGGGAAUUUGGCUUUUCCAUUGAUAUUGAUUGGCUCUUUACUUCUUAGAUCAUCAUCUACAAACACUCCAGGUGGCCCUAACUUGCCGUUUGGACUCGGAAGGCACAGUACUGAAAAAGUUUUUUUAUCAACUCUGAGCAAAGCCAAAUUUCAAAUGGAACCCAACACCGGAGUGACAUUCGACGAUGUUGCUGGCGUUGACGAAGCAAAGCAAGAUUUCCAAGAGAUUGUCGAGUUCUUAAAAACCCCAGAGAAGUUUGCCGCAGUUGGAGCCAGAAUUCCCAAAGGAGUACUUUUGCUUGGGCCACCUGGAACUGGAAAGACGUUGCUGGCCAGGGCGAUUGCUGGAGAAGCAGGGGUUCCUUUCUUUUCUCUAUCUGGGUCAGAGUUCAUUGAGAUGUUUGUUGGUGUAGGGGCUUCAAGAGUGAGGGACUUAUUCAACAAAGCAAAGGCCAAUUCGCCAUGCUUAGUGUUCAUUGAUGAGAUAGAUGCUGUAGGGAGGCAGAGAGGAACAGGUAUUGGCGGAGGAAACGAUGAGAGGGAACAAACACUGAAUCAGUUGCUUACCGAAAUGGAUGGCUUCAGUGGGAAUAGUGGAGUGAUUGUUGUCGCUGCUACCAACCGACCCGAAAUUCUUGAUUCGGCUUUGCUUAGGCCGGGGAGGUUCGACAGACAGGUCACUGUUGGAUUACCGGAUGUGAGAGGGAGGGAAGAAAUAUUAAAGGUGCAUAGCAACAACAAGAAACUUGAUAAGGAUGUCUCUCUCAGCGUUAUUGCCCUAAGAACCGCAGGGUUCAGCGGAGCAGACCUUGCAAACCUCAUGAACGAAGCUGCCAUUCUAGCCGGUAGGAGAGGCAAGGAGAAGAUUACAAUGAAAGAGAUUGACGACUCCAUUGAUCGGAUUGUCGCAGGAAUGGAGGGAACCAAAAUGACAGAUGGGAAGAGCAAAAUUCUUGUGGCUUAUCAUGAAAUAGGCCACGCUGUGUGCUCGACGUUGACUCCAGGCCAUGACCCAGUGCAGAAAGUGACUCUGAUCCCAAGGGGUCAAGCCCGUGGUCUAACUUGGUUCAUGCCUGGUGAAGAUCCUGCACUCAUCUCUAAGCAACAACUAUUUGCUAGAAUAGUUGGAGGUCUUGGAGGUCGCGCGGCUGAGGAAGUGAUUUUUGGACAAUCAGAAAUUACUACAGGUGCAGCUGGGGACUUGCAACAAAUUACUCAGAUAGCAAGACAGAUGGUAACUACGUUUGGCAUGUCCGAGAUUGGGCCAUGGGCAUUGACCGAUCCAGCAGUGCAAAGCAGCGAUGUGGUACUAAGGAUGCUAGCUCGAAACGCCAUGUCGGAAAAGCUUGCAGAGGACAUAGAUUCCUCUAUACGAAACAUAAUAGAAAGUGCAUACGAGAUUGCAAAGAAUCACAUUAGAAAUAACCGUGAGGCUAUUGACAAACUAGUGGACGUGCUGUUGGAGAAGGAAACUCUCACGGGAGAUGAAUUCAGGGCAAUCCUGUCUGAAUUUACUAAUAUCUCUUCAAUUGAGAUUGAUGUCCGGGAGAUGAUAGAAGUCUAGGGAAACUCAGUAUAAAUGUACAGUGAUCGAGACACUAAGUCUCAACCAUACUCAUGUCAAGGAGGGAUGCAAAGCUAGAUAGAUCUAUAGAUACAAGAACUUACUUGCAUGUAGUCUACCAAAUGUAUCCAUGUUCCCAACCAUUGGUUCUCCCUUCUAUUUUUGGAUUUUAUAGAUUUUAGUUUCUAUCAAACAAAGUCACUGUACAAGAUCGAAAUCUAAAAGUACUAUUACACCUCAA